AUGCAUCGGGAAGAGUUGCAGCCGUGCCUCCUGGAGGGAAAGCAACCGACAAAACGGCUUGUCGCAAGAUGUGUGAUGGGGUUUUUUGAUCCGCUUGGGUUGCUGUCACCAUUUACCAUCCACGGCAAAAUUAUUAUCCAUCAUCUCUGUCGUUCCAAUUGUGGAUGGGACAACGAAAUCGACGAAAAAUCUUGGACGUUGUGGCAGCGGUGGAUAAAUUUAUUGCCGGAGGUCGAAACUAUCCGGAUUCCUCACUGUCAUCUCGGAGGCGCCAAGCCCGCCGAAGUCGAUCCACUGGAAGUCCACAUUUUCACCGAUGCCAGCGAACACGCAUACGGCUGCUUAGCCUAUUUGCGAGCAAUAAUUGAGGGUGAGGUACGCUGCAGCCUGAUGAUGUCCCGGACCAAGGUGGCCCCGAUAAAACGGCAGUCGAUUCCCCGUUUGAAACUGAUGGGUGCCGUUCUGGGGACGCGAAUGAGCCAGACAAUUCUGAGCACGCACGCGUACCAGAUCGCCCGCACAGUUAUCUGGAUGGAUUCCUGCACCGUAUGUAGUUGGCUCAACUCGGAUCAACAUCGCUACAAGCAAUUCGUUGCAUUUCGAGUCGGCGAGAUUCAGGAGCUGACGAAGUGGGGUCAAGGUCCGCCGUUACAAAGUGAUGGAGACUGGUUUUGCGGACCCUCGUUUCUAUAUCGGCCGCAAAAACUGUGGCCAACGUGCGAAGUAGGGUUCGAAGAGACCAACGAAGAAGCUCAAGGUGUCGUUCUAUUUCACGGGGCAAUCAACGUCGAACCGAUAUCCAGCUGGGCGAAGCUACUGCGAGUGACAGCAACCGUGGUACGCUUUAUCGCCAAUUGUCGGCGAAAGAGACGAGGUGAGCCGAUAGUUAUUGCACAGGCUACAACAAAGCAGCAGCAGCUGAUGGAGAAAAUUGCAGCGAACCACGAAUCAGUUAAAGCGCCUCUUUGGCGCGAAGAGCUCCAGCAGGCGGAGACAAUCUUGUGGUGGCAGGCUCAGUGGAAUAGCUUUCCGGACGAUAUGAGCACGCUGACCAACAAUUUAAAACAACGGCUGGGAGCGCGGGUGGAGACCAUCAAGAAAAGUAGCCAAAUCUACAAAAGCUCACCGACAUUAGACGACGAAAGAGUAUUGCGCAUAGGUGGGUGGCUGGCAAAUUGUGCGGAAAGUUCCCUCGACAAACGCCACCCGAUAAUCCUGUCGCGUUCACACGCUGUAACGCAGAAUUUGAUGCAGCACUACCACGAGCAGUUCGGACACGGCAAUUCGAAGACUGUAUUCAACGAGAUGAGGCAACGAUUUCAGAUCCCGAAAAUGCGUCCGGCGAUACAGGGUGUAUUUCGGUUGUUAGACGUUGCGCAUUCAACACGGGCGCUUGAUGACGGGAGCAAAGUUAACGAUGAGAUCUUGGCGACAACUCUGGCGGAAGCGGCAGACAUGAUCAACACGCGUCCGUUGACCUACUUGUCGCAAGACUCUGGCGAAGUAAAAGCACUGACGCCGAACCAUUUUCUACGGGGAACGGUGUCGGGUGCUGACUUGGAGGUGGAGAAGUUUUCCACGGGUUCUGCCGAAGCUUUGCGGAACGUUUAA
Messenger RNA from Armigeres subalbatus, 1611 nucleotides. RefSeq lists its product as uncharacterized. The record is from RefSeq and is a predicted model, not a curated record. The transcript has 3 exons. NCBI's taxonomy places the organism in Eukaryota, Metazoa, Arthropoda, Insecta, Diptera, Culicidae. The coding region runs from base 1 to 1611 and encodes 536 amino acids.